Molecule: messenger RNA, 4196 nt
Organism: Drosophila sulfurigaster albostrigata
Lineage: Eukaryota; Metazoa; Arthropoda; Insecta; Diptera; Drosophilidae
Gene: SoxN
Product: AF4/FMR2 family member lilli
Exons: 1
Biological process (GO): positive regulation of transcription by RNA polymerase II; cell differentiation; anatomical structure morphogenesis
Molecular function (GO): DNA-binding transcription factor activity, RNA polymerase II-specific; RNA polymerase II cis-regulatory region sequence-specific DNA binding
Source: RefSeq, a predicted model, not a curated record
AGUCUCUCAUUCGUCUCUCGCAUUCGCUGUCGUCAGCACACGCGCGCACGCAACGAACGCAAAGCAAAGCAACGCAAAACGAAUUCGAGUUUGUUUCGAGUUUCAGUGUUUUGCGCCCUCAUCUCGGCAUCGCUUCGUCGUCACACGUCUCGUUUCGUCUCGUCACUCACUACGGGAAUAUAUAUAUAUAGAGCUACACACACAUAUAUAUUUUUUGGUCGGUUUAUUUUGCGCUUCGUUUGACGGCGCUCGUUAUCGCUGAACAGGUUUCGCUGCUGCUGUCCACACAACGCAGUCGAAACAGAAACAGAAAGGUGCUCAAUUCCGCGUAGUGUGGAGGUAUUUUAUCAUCGUCUUACGCAGCGCGCUGAUUUUUUUUGCUUCAACAUAAAAUACAGCAAAAACAAAAAUCAGCCACAAAAUAAAUAGCAACAAAUUCGCGACGCGUUUCAACUAAAAACAAAUGCCAAGUGUUUUAACCCAAAAACACGGAAAAAAAAAAAAAUAAAAUGAAUAAACGCUUAAGCAAAUAGCAAAAAGCAAAGCAAAGAAAAAUAAAUAUACGAGUACGUAAGAAUUGAAUGUGUCAACUGCCAACAGAAUUGGCCAAGUUCUCAAAUUCUAAAACAAUUAACAAAUAAAAGUCAAAAUAAAGUAAAUAAGUGCAACAUGGUUUCCAAAAGAAAUGUUCAAAAACAAGCAUAGCGAAUAAAAUAAUACAAAAAAACAAACUUAAAAACAUAGCGAUAAAACUACGAAAUUAAAAUAACAAACUUGGAAGUAUUGGAAGUGCUGAAAGUAUUGGAAAUAUUGGAAUUAUUGGAAGUACUGGAAUUAUUGGAGUAUAGACGCAGCAGCCACAGGUGCUCGAACAUAUCCGAAGAUAGUAAAAGUAUCUGUGAGAUACACUCGAUCAAAGCUACAACAAAGCUACUUGGAACAUGCUGACCGUGGAGGCAGACAUGAAGGGAGGCGGCAUACUGCACGCCACAAUGCCGCCGCUGCACGCGAGUGCCGCGUUGCACGGCCACGCCCACGCGGCAGCCUCCUCCUAUUCGGCGCUGGCGCCUCUGAUGAAUUUCGGUCAAUCGCCACUGACGCACUCGCAAUUGAGCCAGCACAAUCAUCACCAUCAUCAUCAUCACAUGAGCGCUCACAUUGCCGCCAGCCAGAGUCCCAAUCCGCUCAGCUCGCUGCAGUCGAGCAUAGCCAACACUCUGAACGGUGGCCAGCAGCAGCAACAACAGCAACAGCAGCAGAGUUCGCCGCUGCACAGUUCGAGCGAACUGAGUCCCACACAGAGCAGCAUUGGCAGCCAUCACAUGACAUCGCCAGUGAGCCACCAUCAACAACAGCAGCAGCAUCCUCAGCAGCAGCAACAUCCCAGUUUGAUGGGCGCUGGCAGCGCCUUGAGCAGCAUGACCAACAGCAACAGCAGUAAUGGCAACAGCAACAACAACAACAACAACAACUCGACGGCAAACAAGAAUCAACAGCACGCGGAUCGCGUGAAGCGACCGAUGAAUGCAUUCAUGGUCUGGUCACGGGGCCAGCGACGCAAGAUGGCCUCGGACAAUCCAAAGAUGCACAACUCGGAGAUCUCGAAGCGCCUGGGUGCCCAGUGGAAAGAUCUCUCCGAGGCCGAGAAGCGUCCGUUCAUCGACGAGGCGAAGCGAUUGCGCGCCGUCCACAUGAAGGAGCAUCCCGACUACAAGUAUCGGCCGCGUCGCAAGACCAAAACACUGACCAAGACCAAGGAGAAGUAUCCCAUGGGCGGUCUGCUGCCCGGCCAGCAGCCAGUGGGCGGUGAGCCCGGCACGCCCACACGCGUCUCCCAGAGCAUGGGCCAGAGUCAGGCGUUGAACGGCGGCGGCGGCUCCGGUGGCGCCUCGGCGGCAGCAGCCGCAGCAGCAGCAGCAGCGGCAGCGGCCCAACAGGUGCGCCCCAACAUCCAUCAGAUGAGCGUGCCCAAUGGCUAUAUGCCCAAUGGCUAUAUGCAUCCCGAUCCCGCCGGCUACCAGACGCACUACAUGAACUACGCCCCCCGCUACGGCGAGAUGGGACACAUGUAUAACGGCUACGGCAUGUACGACACUGUUGCCGGUGGACAGACGUCGCCGUACGGCAGCAGCCUGCAACAGCCGGGCUCGCCGUCGCCGUACGUGCAGCAACAGCAGCCGGGCGGAGGAUUGACGGGCAAUGGGUCGCCGGCGCCGUAUGGUGCACAAGUCUCCUGCCAGAGUCACAGUCCCAGCGAUUCGAGCAUCAAGUCGGAGCCGGUGUCGCCCAGUCCGAGUGCGAUAGCGUUGAACAACAACAACAAUGUGCACAACAACAAUCACAUCAUGAAGCGGGAAUACAUCUCGGCGACGGCAGCGGCGACAGCGGCGGCAGCGGGCAGCGACCUCAAUCAUCUGAUGAACAUGUAUCAUCUGCACGACGCCGGCGCAGCGCCGGAGCAGCAGCGACAUCUGAUGCACUAUCAAACGGCAUCGCCCGAGUUGCAACAGCAGCAGCAACAGCAACCGCUGCAGCAUGUGAUGCACCAGCAACAUCAACAGCAACAGCAGCAGCAGCACCAACAGCACCAGCAGCAUCAACAGCAGCAGCAACAGCAGCAGCAGCAGCAACAUCAGCUGCAUCAGCAAUCGCUGCGAGCAAUGGCGCCCCUAGCACACAUGUGAGAAAUGGCCAGCGCCUAUGGAGCCGCCGCCGCCGUGUCCGUGAAUGUGUCGCCGCCGCCGCCGGCGCCCGUUGGAUAUAUGCCAACAGCAGCCAUUGCAGCAGCGGCAGCAGCAGCAGCAGCGGCAACAGCCACACAGCAGCAGCAGCAACAGUUGCUGAACGGCAGGCCAAGUCCGACGGCAUCGGGAUCGGGUUCGUCGGGCGGUCGCUCCUCGGCGCAUUCCAGCGGUCACACGACCACAGCGCAUUCACCCGCCUUGGCGGCGGCUGCUGUUGCCGCUGCCGCCUACCAGCUGUCGAGCACAGCAGCACAGGCCACAGCAGCCGCAACCGCAUCCUCCUCAGUCCCCGCCUCCGCCUCAGCAUCCGCCUCUGCCUCGUUUGUGGCCUCAGCCAGCAUGCUGGACAUGCAACAACUGGAGGAGCAACAGCAACAGCAGCAGCAGCAACAUCAUCAUCACCAGCAGCAGCAGCAUCACCAGCAGCAGCAGCACUAUCUGCAACAGCAGCAGCAGCAGCAACAUCAUCACCUACAGCAGCAGCAGCACUUGCAACACCAGCAACAUCAACAGCAGCAGCAGCAGCAACAUCAUCAGUUGUAUCAUUAUUCGCAGCAGUUGCAUGCACACGAGGCCAGCGCUGGUUUGUUGGAUAUAUCCACAUUGUAAAUUAUUGAAAAUACACACACACACACACACACCAACACACCUUCACAGACUUAGCUGAUAUUUGCAAACUAAAGUAUAUGGAUAAACAAUUUUAGCUUUAGUUUUAAAACGUAAACGAAAAUGCAUUAAUUUUUAGCACUUGUAAUUAUAACAAACGAAUAAAAUACAAAAAAUAAUUCCAAUAAUUUAAUUACAAACAAAAAACCAUGGCAUUUACAAAUUAAGCAUACGCACUGUUGUACAAUACAAUACAAAACAUCUAUCUCUCUCUCUCUCUCCCUACUUCAUACAUUCCACACAUUUCUUUUGCUUUCUCCCAACAACAACAAAAACAAAACCUAAACGACAAUUGUGUGAUACAAAUAAAUUGUUGCAAGCAAAACUUGAAUACUAGAAUUCUUUCAUAUUCUUUUUCGAAUUUACUUUCCAUGUACAAAAUUUAAGAACUCUUUUCCAAAUGCAUUCCACACAUUCAGCCACAUAUAAGUAAACAAAAUGUAACAAAAACAAGAAGAAAAAAAAAACACAUUCUAUUUUAUAGAUUCUCUUAUGCAUUAAGUAAUUCUAAUUAUUAUCUAUUAUAUAAACAAUUUAAUUAUUAAUUAUCCUUAUGAAUACUGCAAAAAGAAAACAAAAAAACACAAAUGAAGCGCAAAGAAAAAUCGAAGCAUUAAUUGUAAUAAAAAACAAACAAACAAAACAACAAUUAUUAUUAUUAUUAUUAUUAUAAUUAUGAAAAGACAAGCAUCUACCACAUAAUACAAACAAAAGGACAACAAACAAAAUGUUAGUAAACCUAAACAAAAUUUAGUAAAAAAAAAAAACAAAACAAAAUGUGAAAAA